Erinaceus europaeus (western European hedgehog) is the source of this 2243-nucleotide messenger RNA. RefSeq names its product marginal zone B and B1 cell specific protein (gene MZB1). NCBI's taxonomy places the organism in Eukaryota, Metazoa, Chordata, Mammalia, Eulipotyphla, Erinaceidae. The record is from RefSeq and is a predicted model, not a curated record. The coding region runs from base 1091 to 1675 and encodes 194 amino acids. Gene Ontology annotation, biological process: regulation of B cell proliferation. The transcript has 4 exons. Gene Ontology annotation, cellular component: endoplasmic reticulum chaperone complex; extracellular region.
GCUAUAGGUGGGGACCGAAGGCUUGAACCCUGGUCCUUGUGCAUGGUAAUAUAUAUGCUCAGGUGGUUGUGCCACCACUUUUUAUUUCUUUGAUAUUUAUUUAUUUCCUUUUGUUGCCCUUGUUGUUUUAACAUUGUUGUUGUUAUUGAUGUUGUCGUUGUUGGGUAGGUUAGAAAUGGAGAGAGAAGGGGAAGGCAGAGAGGGGAGAGAAAGACAGACACCUGCAGAUCUGCUUCACCACCUGUGAAGUGACUUGCUACAGGUGGGGAGCCGGGGGCUGGAACUGAAAUCCUUAUGCCUGUCCUUGCGCUUUGCACCACCUGUAUUUAACCUACUGCGCUACUGCGGCUCCCUGUGCCACCAUUUUCAUACACUGUAGUGCCCCAACCAUAGUGAAUUUGAUUCCCAAGGAAGGACUCUGACCACUCUUGUGUUCUCAUUCCUCCUGGUAGUCAAGUAGCUGUCAAGUUUGGUUUCCAAUUUUUUUAAUUGUUUAAUUUAUUAAUGAGAAAGAUAGGAGGAGAGAGAGGAAGAACCAGAUAUCACUCUGGUACAUGUGCUACCAGGGAUUGAACUCAGGACCUCAUGCUUGAGCAUACAGUGCUUUAUCCACUGCACCACCUCCCAGACCACUGGUUUCCAAUUUUUUAAUUUUAUUUAUUUUUACCAGAGCACGGUUCAACUCUGUCAUGAAAAGCUUUUUGCAUAAUCAUUAUGCUGUCUCCUCAAUCCUUGGUUUCUAGUCUUAGUAUGGCCUCUCUCUGAGUCUCAAGUCCUCUAGGGCAGAAUAAAGAAGACAGUAACUGACUACCUCUUCUCCUAGAAUAUGGGAAGUAGCAGCCCCCACACAUUCUUAUCCUGACCCCUCUCCUUGACACAUCUGUGAAAUGGAGCUGAAUCAGCUGGUCCAGGGGUCCUACCAGAAGAUGUACAUGUGGCAUCUUUCUAUGGGAAGGAGAGAACCGGAGGGGUGAGGGGUGAGGUGUAAGCUCCCCAUUGGUCCAGGUCAAGUGUUCCGGGGUGGGCCCCACUGCACUGUGCACAUCUGCAGUCCGGUCACAGCCCUGCUCACUGAGCCGACUCUGGGACCAUGCAACUGUCACUGCUACUGCUGCUGCUGCUGCUCAGGGCCCGGGGCAUCCCAGGAGACCUUAUGGAUAGGGUGCCACUCUCAGCAACUGCCCCUAACCUGGAUGAGGAGGAGAGAUACUCUGCUCACAUGCCUGAUCAUUUUCGCUGUGAUGCAUGCAGGGUAGUGGCCUACCAGCCCUCCUUGUUCCAGAUGGGGCAGCAUCUGGCAGAUGCAGAGGCCAAACUUCAUUCACUGGACUCUGGAGGACGACGGGUGCUAAGCGAGUCAGUGUAUACAGAUGUCCUGGAUAGGAGCUGCUCCCAGACUUGGAAAGACUACGGUGUCCGAGAAGUGAAUCAGGUGAACCGUCUCAUGGGCCCAGGGCUUAACGAGGGCCCAGAGCCAAGAAUCAGCGUGAUGGUCACAGGGGGCCCCUGGCCCACCAGGCUCUCCAGGACCUGCUUGCACUACCUGGGGGAGUUUGGAGAAGACCAGAUCUAUGAAGCUCACCGAAAGGGCCAAGGGAGUCUGGAGACACUGCUGUGUGAAGGCCCCCGGGGAGCCUGCUUGGAGGAAACACUAGAGGAAAGGGAGGAGCUCUAGACAAGCCCCUCCUUUCCCGCCCCACGACUGAAGCCUGCAGGUCUUCCUGGAGGGCUCAUUCAUUUCUGCAAGUCUCUGAAGAGCUAGGAGGCCUUGUUCUCUGUGCUGUCCUUCCUGUCCCUCCUCAAGUAUGGGGCACUGGGGCCAUGCCUUCCCUUCUGGACUCAAGUAAAAUUCACCAUCUGGGGCCAAUAAGUGGCACACACAGUACAACGCGCAUGUUACAGUGCACAAGGAUCCCAGUUCAAGCCCCCAAGUCCCCACCUGCAGGGUGGAAGCUUCAUGAGCGGUAAAGCAGUGCUGCAGGUGUCUCCCUCUCUAUCUCCCCCUUCCCUCAAAUUUUCUUUGUCUCUAUCCAAAAAUAAAUAAGCUUAAAAAAAAAAAAACUAACAACCUCCAAUCCUUCUUUCUACAACUGGUGCUUGGGGUGGGGCUGGGAGGAAAGAUACUUGUUCCUGCCAGACACCAAGAGACCCAGAUCCAGGAAAUCAGGCGAGUGGCUAGAGGCAGAUGGAAACAUGAGCCACUCGGCCUAAGUUAUAUGAAGUUAUAUGAACAGUAGAACCCC